Molecule: messenger RNA, 1247 nt
Organism: Cylicocyclus nassatus
Lineage: Eukaryota; Metazoa; Nematoda; Chromadorea; Rhabditida; Strongylidae
Source: the annotation of a GenBank genome assembly
CAGGCAACGGCGACCAUGUGGCGGUUACCUAGCCGAGAAGCAUUGAUAAUUCAAAUCGCAAACAUCCCUCGGAGUUUUUGCUCGUCAGUGAAUUUCUAAUCUUCGCUAUCAUUUGCUAUCCAUGCCGUGGUUAUGUUGCCAUCGACAACCGAAAGCUAAGCGGGAAGAUCAAUAUAAGGUUGCCGAUGAUCCGGAGGAGCAGCCACAAGCCGAAGACGAUGAGAAGGAGCCAAAGUUUUCAUGGGACCGAAGACCACAAAUGGACAUAGAUAAGUACCGUAUUCAUGAUCUUGUUGAUGCCACAGAAGUUCGUCGUGGAAUAGCUGGACAACCGAUGGCCAUUGAAAGCUGCAAGAACAGUAAUCUUCUAGUGCUUGAUCAUACCUCGACGAUUACUGUAGACGACUGUACUGAUUGCUUGAUUUUGCUGGCUCCAUGUGCUGGGAGUGUUUUCCUUCGCGAAUGCGACUCUUGCACUGUGCUUACGGCAUGUCAACAACUUCGUACACGAGAUUGUCGCAAUCUGCGCAUCGCUCUUCAUUGUGCCACUCAACCAAUUAUAGAAGAAACUACCAACGCUAUGUUUCAUCCACUGUCACUACACUAUGACUCAUUUAUAGAUGACAUGGUUGCUGCUCGAUUGAGCUUAUUUACCAGCCAUUCAAACUCUGUGCAUGAUUUCACUCCAGAUCGAAAUGCUGCCCACUAUAAAAUCAACAGCGAUGUUUUGGCUCUGGGCCCCGACCAGUUGCUUACGCUCAAGACUCAUGGUGUAAUUGUAGAUGUAACAGAUUCUGAUAUACCUUUCCGAGGAAAACGAAAUGGCACGAGCCAUUUCUACUAUGCCGGAUGUAGCGAUGAUGUGCCACGGUUGAAAUUCGUUCAACGCUGUCAAAAAGUUGCUCAUGCAAUCUCAAAAAUGUCGACCUUGAGCGUAUUUGAGACAUACGAGGUGGAUCUGCAUAAGCAUAAGACGAAAAUCCCUCUGAAUGUGAAGGAAUACGGUACCCUUGUCGUUUUCGAAAUAUGCGGAGAUGCGCACGAAAUCGAGGCUCUGAUAAAAAACACUGACGAUGGAUUUGUGAAAGUUCCCGAUCAACAACAUGAAACCUUAGCUACUGCACUGUCCAUAGUGAAUCAAAUGUCCAUAUCAUAAUACAGAAUACUUCUCCCAUUCGGCUGUUAUCUCCUUCUGUCCCGAUCUCAUCCAGAAUUUUCAUUUUAAGGCCAAAUUUUGCCAUUUAGAU